Molecule: messenger RNA, 1308 nt
Organism: Mollisia scopiformis
Lineage: Eukaryota; Fungi; Ascomycota; Leotiomycetes; Helotiales; Mollisiaceae
Product: GroES-like protein
Exons: 3
Coding region: 75-1145 (356 amino acids)
Molecular function (GO): oxidoreductase activity, acting on NAD(P)H
Source: RefSeq, a predicted model, not a curated record
CCCCUUUACUUGCAUUUCGAAAUAUUGAUUUCUAUUCUUUGAUCCAAUUCAGUCUCCACCUCAUUCAUCCCAACAUGAAAGAAGUAUUCAACUUUGCCGGCCCAAGGGCGGAAAUCAGAGACUCGCCAAUCCCAGAGCCAAAUGAUGAUCAAGUCCUCAUUAAGGUCGUCGUUUCUGGCACAAAUCCCAAAGAUUGGAAAGCUCCAGACUUUGCAGCAACACUCACUGAAGGUCCAAUAUACGAACGUAUCAAAGGAAUGAAGGUUGGAACAAAUCAAGGUGAUGAUAUCGCUGGAAUUGUGGAGAAAGUUGGCGCCAAUGUUGUUGAGUUCAAGCUUGGGGAUCGAGUCGCUGCUUUUCAUGAGAUGAUGACCCCGCAUGGUUCAUUCGCUGAGUACGCUAUUGCCUGGAGUCAUACUACUUUUCAUAUUCCGCAUCACACUUCUUUUGAAGAAGCGGCAACAAUCCCCUUGACUGCUCUCACUUCAGCUUUAGCCUUAUACCGACACCUCGCCUUACCAUUUCCAUGGUUGCCAGCGACAUCUCCAAUUCCACUCGUUGUCUAUGGAGCAAGCGCUGCAGUUGGAGCAUUCGCAAUUAAACUUGCUCAAAACAGCAACAUCCAUCCCAUUAUUGCCAUCGCAGGCAAAGGUUCUCACUUCGUGGAAAGUAUCAUCGAUCGCAGCAAAGGAGAUACCAUCAUCGACUAUCGUGAUACCUUUGAAAGUGUCACCCAGAAGAUCCGAGAAGCUGUGAAGGCAAGUGGCAACCAAGAAGUCAAAUAUGCAAUCGAUGCAGCAAUCGUGCCGGAAAGCGCAAAAAUCCUGCGAGAGGUAGUUGCCCCUGAUGGACACAUCAACUUUAUAUUCCCCAAUGACUUUGAUGUCUCGCCUGCGAUGAAGUCUACAUCCUCUGUGGGUUCAGUUCACAAUCAAUACCGUACCGAGGAUACGAGGGAACUAGGAUAUAUUUUCUCAAGGUACCUUACUCGUGCUCUUCAGCAGGGCAGGCUUUCGGGACAUCCGUACGAAGUGAGGAAAGGUGGUUUGGAAGGCGUCGAACAAGCACUCAAAGAUUUGAAAGAAGGAAAGGCAAGCGCGGUCAAGUAUAUUGUUCGUAUUGCGGAUACUCCUGGACUGAAGUGAAUUCAGCGUACUUCAACAGUCUGAAUGAAUCAACUGCUUCUCAUCCAUCCACAAUAGUAAAUUCCACCACAUUCGAACCAGGCACUACCAGUUUUGGUCUUCCAUCAUUAUCAGCAGGCUUGACAACACUACCCCAAUGAAAACACGGUAGCGUUACCUCUGU